AUGUCCAAAUCCACAAUUGCACUCAUCGCCGCCGUCAGCGCUGCUACAGGAGCAGGUUUAACAGCAGCCAUGAUCUCAACACGUUCCGAAACGAAGAAACAAUUAGAAACUCCCUCCGUUGCCGUAUCAGCAACAUCCACCAACGCCGUCCCAUCACCAAUACCCGCGAGUCUUCCCCAGGCAAUACCAAUCGGCGCAAAGGGGACAUUGGUGAUUCCACCCGUUGACCCCGCAGGUCUUUUCCAAUAUGGGUUCCCGGGUCCUGUAGCGGAUCUCGCAACCCGCGCAGCUUUAGUCUCGUCCUACGACCGAAGAUUAAGGAAUCCCGCGUGGGUAGCUGAACACAUCACGCCCGAAUCGCUCGCCAUUUCCGAAGGCGACCGAAAACACAGCUCCUUCGUCGAAGACCACGACGUACCCGAGAAGUUCCGCGGCAAACUCAAGGAUUACUUCCGCUCUGGCUACGAUCGAGGACAUCAGGUGCCCGCCGCGGACGCGAAAUGGAGCCAGGAGGCGAUGAACGAUACGUUCUUCCUGUCGAAUAUGUGUCCGCAGGUGGGCGAGGGCUUUAAUCGGGAUUACUGGGCUCAUUUCGAGGAUUUCUGUAGACGACUUACGAAUAAAUAUCCUAGUGUGAGGAUCGUGACUGGACCUCUAUACCUCCCCAAGAGGGACACGACGGAUGGCAAAUGGCGCGUCUCGUACGAAGUCAUUGGCAACCCACCGAACAUCGCCGUGCCUACCCAUUUCUACAAAGUCAUUUUCGCAGAAGACGGAACGAGUACAGGCCAAGUCGCCGUCGGAGCCUUCGUGCUACCCAACGCCGUGAUCCCGAAUAGUAAACCCAUCACGGACUUCGAGGUCCCCGUCGAAGCCGUGGAGCGCGCCAGUGGAUUGGAGUUCGCGACGAAACUCCCCGUGCAGAGGAGGAAGAGGCUUUGUGCGGAUACGAUGUGUGCGUUGAUUAUCAAGGAGUAUGCGGAUAAGCAGAAGGCUUUUGCGAAGACGCCUACGCGGUCCAGUCCGAGGAAUAAUGCGAUUGCCAAUGUUGCCUAG
Molecule: messenger RNA, 1056 nt
Organism: Hymenoscyphus albidus
Lineage: Eukaryota; Fungi; Ascomycota; Leotiomycetes; Helotiales; Helotiaceae
Source: the annotation of a GenBank genome assembly